Messenger RNA from Closterium sp. Naga37s-1, 1434 nucleotides. NCBI's taxonomy places the organism in Eukaryota, Viridiplantae, Streptophyta, Zygnematophyceae, Desmidiales, Closteriaceae. The record is from the annotation of a GenBank genome assembly.
AUGGAUGCAGAGAUGGCGUCCUGGAAGUCCACAGGCACCUACGUUGACGCGGUUCCCCCUCCUGGGGCGAACAUCGUCAGUGGCAUGUGGAUCUUCAGGGUGAAGCGGCCGCCGGGCUCUCCACCUGUCUUCAAGGCGCGGUACGUCGCUCGUGGCUUCACCGCUCAGCGCGACUACGAGCUCCACUCUCUUGACUUCAGCACUGCUUUCUUGCAGGGUAGCCUGCACGAGGAGAUCUGGCUGCGCCGUCCACCUGGCUUCACUGGGACUUUCCCUACUGGCACCCAGUGGAGCCUCCGACGGCCAGUCUACGGUCUCCGCCAGGCACCGCGUGAGUGGCACGACACACUGAGGACUACGCUUGCGGCUCUUGGGUUUGCUCCCUCUACGGCUGACCCGUCGUUGUUUCUGCGCACCGACACUUCUUUGCCGCCGUUCUACAUCCUCGUGUACGUCGACGACUUGGUCUUUGCCACAGCUGACACUGCUGGACUCGCCCACGUGAAGUCCGAGCUGCAGAAGAGACACACGUGCACAGACCUGGGUGAACUGCGCAGCUACCUUGGCUUGCAGAUCACUCGGGACAGAGCACGCCGCACCAUUACCUUGACUCAGUCACACAUGGUGCAGCAGGUCCUUCAGCGCUUCGGCUUCACGUACUCCUCGCCUCAGGCCACUCCUCUGUCUACUCGCCACUCGCUCUCAGCUCUGCCUUCGGAUGAGUCCGUAGAGUCGAGUGGCCCGUACCCAGAGCUUGUUGGCUGCCUCAUGUACCUGAUGACCUGCACACGACCUGACCUUGCAUACCCUCUUAGCAUUCUUGCACGCUAUGUUGCUCCUGGGAGACACCGACCAGAGCACAUGGCUGCAGCGAAGAGGGUGUUGCGCUACUUGUGCAGUACGUCGGGCAUGGGGCUAGUGCUUGGAGGGCGGAGUCCAGUGGUCCUCACUGGGCACGCGGACGCUUCUUGGGCUGACGACCAGGCUACGCAGCGGUCGUCGCAGGGUUACACCUUCAGUCUUGGUUCCGGCUCUGUCUCGUGGCGGGCUACUCGCUCGUCCUCUGUUCUCGGCUCCAGUUGUGAGGCUGAGAUCUACGCCGGGGCCAUGGCUGCACAGGAGCUUCGCUGGCUCACCUACCUGCUGACUGACCUUGGAGAGCAGCCUCGUUCUCCUCCAGUGCUGUACGUAGAUAACAAGGCCAUGCUGGCCUUGUGUCGAGAGCAGCGCUUGGAGCACAGAACGAAGCACAUUGCUCUCCGUUACUUUCUUGCUCGUGAGCUGCAGCAGCGUGGUCAGUUGCGACUUGCGUACGUGGCCUCUGAGGCCAACACUGCUGAUGUGUUCACCAAGGCACUUGCGCCUUGUGACCAUCAGCGCUUCUGCACUCAGCUGGGUCUUGUACCUGUCUUGCCUCACUUGCUCUCCUCUUGA